CGGGGAGGGAGGGGGGGAGUAUGGACAAAUGCGUUCGUCGUCUCUCGGUCAUGCCUCGGAUCAUCUCUCUCUCUCUCUCUCUCUCUCUCGUUCCUUGCUUGCUUGAUUGAUGCUUCUCACCGUAUCGUGUUUAGGUGUGUUGCGAAUCGGGGGGAGGAUCAAGGUGUGUUCGGAGGAGUUAUGUGUUUCGGUGUUUUCUGGACUUUGCCUUAGUCUGCUUCUUACACUUUGUCUCCGCUGUGUGGGAGAUUCGACGUCAGGAGCGAGGGGUAGGAAGCACAGUUCGAGGGCUUGAGAAGCGGUUUCGUUUAUGAAUAUGAACGUGGAAGGGAGUAGGGGAGGCGAGGAUUGCAGGUGCAUUGUUCUAGGAGGAGCUUUGAGAUUUUUCUUUUUGCAGAGGAGGGAUGCAGAGACGUUCGGACAACUUCUUGUUUGGAUCCGAAUUUGGAAGAUAGGGAAGUUGAGUCAAAACGCUUUCGGGACAGGUAACUGAGUCAGUUGGAGUUGGCAACAAUGGCGGACUUACCGUGUGACGCAGAUGGAAUGUGCAUGGUGUGCAAAAUCGUGCCACCUGACUGCGAUGUUCUUCUGUGCAGUAGUUGUGUUAGUCCGUGGCACAUGCGAUGUCUGAAUCCUCCUGUAAAGCUUGUGCCUCUUGGCGACUGGGAUUGUCCUGACUGUCUACUUCCACCUCCUUCCGACAUGCCUUCCAUCGUCCAGAAGCCCGUAGCGGUACCCGAGGAGGGCAAUUUGGUGAGCAAGAUUCAUGCAAUUCAAGCUGACUCAACCCUCACAGAUGGUGAGAAAGCUAAAAGACGGCAGGAACUCAUGAGCAAAGGGCUGGUUACUAAUUAUUCCGCCGAAGCAAGUUCCGCUAAUGGCGACAAGAAAAGUGCUGACGGGAAUAAGCGCAAUGCGACGCUAGAAAUGAUGGAUAACAGUCUUAAUUGCAUCUUCUGUCUUCAGCUUGCUGAGAGACCAGUGACAACACCAUGUGGACACAACUUUUGCUUGAAGUGCUUCCAGAGAUGGGUUGGGCAAGGAAAAAAGACGUGUGGAAAAUGUCGAGCUGCGAUUCCUGCUAAAAUGGCAACCAAUCCUCGCAUUAAUUCAGCUUUAGUAAUGGCGAUUCGUAUGGCCAGAUCAGUCGUAAAUAGUAAUAGCGGUCCAUCGAAAGUUUACACAUACCGUGAUAAUGACAGCAGACCGGAUAAGUGCUUCACCACUAGCCGAGCAGUGAAGACGGGGAAAGCUAAUGCCUGUAGUGGCAAAAUAUUUGUUACUAUUGCACCUGAUCAUUUUGGGCCCAUUACAGCUGAAUAUGAUCCUACGCGAGGUCAAGGAGUUCUAGUCGGAGAGUGCUGGGAGGAUCGCAUGGAAUGCAGGCAGUGGGGUGCACAUCUACCUCAUGUUGCAGGCAUUGCAGGGCAGUCUGACUAUGGUUCGCAAUCUGUAGCACUUUCUGGCGGUUAUGAAGAUGAUGAAGAUCAUGGCGAGUGGUUUCUGUACACAGGCAGCGGUGGGAGAGAUUUGAGUGGGAACAAGCGCACCAACAAAGAGCAAUCAUUCGAUCAGAAGUUUGAUAAGAUGAACGAAGCUUUGCGAGUUAGUUGCAAGCAUGGUUACCCUAUUCGUGUUGUGAGGUCACAUAAAGAGAAGAGGUCAGCUUAUGCUCCAGAUGCAGGUGUAAGAUAUGAUGGUGUAUAUAGGAUCGAAAUGUGCUGGCGUAAGAAGGGGGUACAGGGUCACAAGGUCUGUCGUUACCUAUUAGUCCGCUGCGACAAUGAGCCGGCUCCCUGGACAAGUGAUGAGCAUGGGGACCGUCCAAGACCUCUUCCUGUGGUUAAAGAGCUAAAGUCGGCAACUGAUGUAUUUGAAAGGAAGUCAUCACCUGCCUGGGCCUAUACGGAAGGAGUAGGAUGGGGAUGGUCCCGCGAACCUCCGGCAAGCAGAAAGACUUCAGGAGGUGGGCCGAGCGAGGCAACACAGAAACGGAAACAACUUAGUGUCCAGCAACGGUUACUUAAAGAGUUCGGUUGCAAUGCUUGUCGGAAAGUUCUCGAUCAGCCAAUUUCCGUGCCCUGUGGACAUAAUUUCUGCAAGAGCUGCUUGGAUUCUGUGUUUUCUAGUCAAGACAGCCGAGAGCGAAAGGGUGUUUCCGGUCGUACUCUUCGAACGCAAAAAGUAGUAAAGCGUUGUCCCAAUUGCAAGAUAGAUAUAAGUGAAUUCCUCGUGUCUCCUCAGAUCAAUAGGCAGAUGGAAGAGGUCAUACAGAUGCUCCAUGAUACUGCUAAGGAUGAGCAAGGAAGUGAUGGUGUUGAGGAUGACGAGGGAGAUAAUGACUCCAGAUCAAAUAAUGAAUCAACAGAAGCUGAAGCGAAAACAGCCGAACUGGAAAAGUCCGUGCCUGUAGUUGCCGAUGGUAUGGAAAAUGGUCAUCCUCAACCUAAGGAUGCCACUUCUGACGUGCCUUCAGGUGCUGGAAACACUCCGAAGGUUGAUAUUGAUACACCUCAAUACACUAUCCUGCCCAAUGCCUCUGCAGAUCCAGCCUUUCAUGCAAUCUGCCAAGCCUUUCCUGAUUAUUCCGAAGAUCUACUCCGUAGUAUGCUGGCUGAUCAGGAUGGUGACAUUAAGGAUUUGAAUUCAUUACUUCUUGCGCUAAAGAAACAACAAAAGCAAGUUCAGUCUCGGCAGCGAGGUAGAGCCAAGAAAGGAUGCCAUUCUGGGAGUGAAGUACUAAAUGGAAGUAAUCACACUUCGAAAGAUCAAAUCGAAGAUGGAAUUGUCAAUAGCAACGGUCACAGCAGCAGUGAGCAAAUUGAGACUGAAGCGAUGAGUUGUAAUGCGCUAGGUACUGGAGAUCUGACCCAACCAGAGAAGACCAUGAAACCUCAAAAGAGACAGCGAGUAGAUCAAGGCACCAAGUCAAACGGCCGCAAGAAAAAUUGUGCUCCUCUACUUGAGUUGCCACCUAGAGUUACUCGUAGUCGUGUAUGUAAGGGAGUUCAGGUUAGCCAUGUAUUCCUUAGUUCAGACGAUGAAUGUCAAUAGCUUUGGAGUUGAUGUAACAUUUCUGCGAUGUACUAUCUAGAUUUUUCAACAGUAAUUUGAUGUCUGCCAAAAGUGGCGCUAUUCACUUCA
Messenger RNA from Physcomitrium patens, 3144 nucleotides. Its product is annotated as E3 ubiquitin-protein ligase ORTHRUS 2. NCBI's taxonomy places the organism in Eukaryota, Viridiplantae, Streptophyta, Bryopsida, Funariales, Funariaceae. Gene Ontology annotation, molecular function: ubiquitin protein ligase activity; metal ion binding. Gene Ontology annotation, biological process: negative regulation of gene expression via chromosomal CpG island methylation; protein ubiquitination. The record is from RefSeq and is a predicted model, not a curated record.